CCCUUUUUAAAACCCCAUCACUUCUCCCCAUUUCCUCUCACAUUCUAUUCUCUCUCUCAGUCUCACUUGCACAUUUUCUCUCAACAAAGAUCGAAGCUUUUUAAGAACUCAGAGAUGGACUCGGUUUCGGGCUCAAGGAGGCCCUGUUUUGUGGAGGAAGACGACGGGCUGGCCUCGCUGACUGAUAUGGAAGCUGGGUUUUCUGGGAGUCAGCAUCCGUUUUUCUCGAGGCCCAUGUGUUAUACUAGGAGGAUGGGGUCGUUUGGGUCGAACUCGUCCUUUUCGCCGAGAUCUGGGAGGUUCUGGGAUGCCAGAUUUGAAGAGCACCAGCCUCAUUUUUUGGAGGCUUGUUUUCUAUGCAAGAAACCACUUGGGGAGAACAGGGACAUCUUCAUGUACAGAGGUGACACUCCCUUCUGUAGUGAAGAGUGCAGAGAUGAGCAGAUAGAGACAGAUGAAGCUAAAGAGAAGAACUGGAAUCUUUCUAGUUCCAUGAAAGCUUUGAGAAAGAGGGAGCAAAGGAAAUCCAGCUCUGCAAACACGGCCAAGGAUUACCCUUUCCGGCCAGGCACAGUAGCAGCAGCUUGAAUUGAUCUCAUAGCAAAAAGAAAUAAGAAAAAAAGAAAGAUUUGAAAUCUGAGGUUGAUUUCAUUUCUGUCCAAGAAAGUUACAAGGCCAAGGAGAGGAGAGAUCUGAUGAAGAUUAUAAAGGUUGAAGACCCAUCUUGAGGGCUUCAGAAUCUGACUAUGAAGUGGUUGUAUACAUAUGAAGAAGAAAGUGUGCAUGGUUUGGGGGGAGGGACUAAGCUCUACAUAUGAAGAAGAAAGUGUGCAUGGUUUGGGGGGAGGGACUAAGCUCUAUGAGAUGGCUCUUUUUUGGGUUUGUUUUCUUUUUUCGUUUUGUGUUUUUAGAUUAACAGCAUGAAUAUACUAUGUGUAUUAUGUAAUGACGUAUUCCCAUCUGGUAAUUGCAAAGCAAAAGCUUCAGCUUUGCAAAUGAUGAAAAACCAAAAUGGAAAGAAAGAGAUUUGUAAGAAAUGAAGUUCCUUUCUGAUUCCUGA
This is a messenger RNA of Argentina anserina (silverweed cinquefoil), 1060 nucleotides long. RefSeq names its product FCS-Like Zinc finger 2. Lineage: Eukaryota; Viridiplantae; Streptophyta; Magnoliopsida; Rosales; Rosaceae. The record is from RefSeq and is a predicted model, not a curated record. The transcript is spliced from 2 exons. Bases 115 to 588 code for a protein of 157 amino acids.